CAGCCCUUUCUCCUCUCCUCCUCCCCCGCUCCCCUCCGCCGGCCUCCAGCCAGCUGCUCCCGCAGAGCCAGCGGGUGGGUGAGAGUGUGCGAGUGUGUGUGUGCGAGUGUGUGUGCGAGCGUGUGCGAGUGUGUGCGCGCAACAUGGAGGGAGGGACCGGAGCUGCUGCUGCUGCCGCUGCUGCCGCCUUUACCAAUAUCUAUACGGCAGCUUUCACUGCGGGAACGAUAGGAACUGGAAGCAAUCUUGAUGAAUCUGAAAGAAUGAUGAAGUCCUCUGUACAUACAGAAGAAGAUGACUUUGUGCCGGAGCUUCAGAGAAGCAUCCAUCCCAGAGAGAGGCCAGACUGGGAGGAGACUCUUAGCGCUAUGGCAAGAGGUGCAGAUAUCCCUGACAUUCCAGGGGAAUUGCCACUCCGGACCUGUGGCAGCACAGCAAGUAUGAAAGUGAAGAAUGUGAAAAAAUACAUCAACCCGGGACUGAUGGGCUGUGAUGCCUUUCACAGGUUAUCCUUUACAAAGGGUCAUUUCCCGAAGAUGGCUGAAUGUGCACAUUUCCAUUAUGAAAACGUGGACUUUGGCAACAUACAGCUUUCGCUCCCGGAGGAACAGAAUGAAGUAACAAGAAACGGCUGUGAAUCCAAGGAACUGGUCUACCUGGUACAGAUCUCUUGUCAGGGGAGGAGCUGGAUCGUGAAGCGGAGUUAUGAAGAUUUCAGAGUACUUGAUAAACAUCUUCACCUAUGUAUUUAUGACCGGCGCUUCUCCCAGCUCUCCGAGCUACCCCGCUCCGAUGCCCUGAAGGACAGUCCGGAGCUUGUCACCCAGAUGCUGAUGGCUUACCUGUCACGUCUCUCAGCCAUCGCAGGCAACAAGAUAAACUGUGGGCCUGCUCUCACAUGGAUGGAGAUUGAUAACAAGGGGAAUCACCUGCUAGUCCAUGAGGAAUCAUCCAUUAACGUUCCUGCUAUUGCUGCUGCCCAUGUUAUUAAGAGAUAUAUUGCUCAAGCAGCAGACGAACUGUCCUUUGAGGUGGGAGACAUAGUGUCUGUUAUUGAUAUGCCACCAAAGGAGCUGACCACAUGGUGGAGAGGCAAACAUGGAUUUCAGGUUGGAUUUUUUCCUAGCGAGUGUGUUGAACUAAUUAAUGACAAAGUUCCUCAGUCCGUGACCAAUUCUGUGCCAAAACCAGUCUCCCCUGCCCACGGAGCCCGUCCAGCGUCCUGGAGCUACUUCCCCCCUUAUUUGGAGAUGGAUAGUGUAAAGCCAGGUUCUGCAUAUGUUACAGAGGCUCUGAACCAGUCCCAGCUGAGCUCAGUGUCGAAAAAACACGGCAAGCUCAUCACCUUCCUUCGUACAUUCAUGAAGUCGCGCCCAACAAAACAGAAACUGAAACAGCGGGGGAUCCUGAAGGAAAGGGUGUUUGGCUGUGACCUGGGAGAGCAUCUUCUCAACUCUGGCCAUGACGUCCCCCAGGUCCUCAAGAGCUGCACUGAAUUCAUUGAGAAACAUGGCAUUGUGGAUGGAAUAUAUCGUCUGUCUGGGAUCGCGUCCAACAUCCAGAAGCUACGCCACGAGUUUGACUCCGAGCAGAUUCCUGACUUGACAAAGGAUAUUUACAUCCAAGACAUUCACUGCGUGGGCUCCCUCUGCAAACUGUACUUCCGCGAACUCCCGAACCCUCUGCUGACCUAUCAACUCUACGAGAAGUUCUCGGAUGCUGUUUCUGCUGCUACGGAUGAAGAACGGUUGGUUAAAAUCCAUGAUGUCAUCCAACAGCUGCCCCCUCCUCACUACAGGACACUGGAGUUCCUAAUGAGACACUUAGCUCGUCUCGCUGAUUACUGCUCCAUCACAAAUAUGCACACUAAGAACUUAGCAAUCGUCUGGGCUCCAAACCUCCUAAGAUCAAAGCAGAUAGAGUCUGCCUGCUUCAGUGGAACAGCUGCCUUCAUGGAGGUGCGGAUCCAGUCAGUAGUUGUGGAAUUCAUCUUGAACCACGUGGACGUCCUCUUCAGUUCCAAACUCAGCUCAGUCAUACGAGAUGGAGCAGGGCACAGUUCUUUAUCACGGCCCAAGUCUCUGUUGGUGUCCUCUCCUUCCACAAAGCUGCUCACGCUGGAGGAGGCACAGGCACGGACACAAGCCCAGAUCAACUCUCCCAUCGUGGCAGACAGCAAAUACAUAGAAGUGGGAGAAGGCCCUGCAGCUUUACAGGGGAAAUUCCACACGGUCAUAGACUUUCCAUCUGAAAGAAAAAGACCGCCCAGCAAGAUGAAGAAAUCGCCAGUUGGCAGUUGGCGUUCCUUCUUCAACCUGGGAAAAUCAUCAUCUGUGUCCAAACGCAAACUACAGCGCAAUCCCAGUGAGCCCUCGGAAAUGAAAGCCAUAGCCCUGGCAGGUGGACGAGGAGACAGUGGGACUCUUCGCUCGGCUAAAAGCGAAGAAUCGCUUACCUCUCUGCAUGCUGUUGAUGGUGAAUCUAAACUGUUUCGACCCAGAAGACCGAGGUCCAGCAGUGAUGCGUUGUCUGCUUCCUUCAACGGAGAGCUCUUAGGAAACAUGAAUCGCUGCAAUUCUUACGACAACCUUCCCCACGACAACGACAGCGAUGGGGACGAGGGGCUCAUCCACGUUCCUGCCCUGAUUUCUCCUCGAUCUGCUGAAGACGUUGACCUGAGCCCACCAGAUAUCGGAGUCGCCAGCCUGGAUUUUGACCCAAUGUCUUUUCAGUGCAGCCCACCCCAAGCAGAGUCCGAGUGCCUGGAGAGCAGUACCUCCCUGCUGGAGUCAGUCGGCAUAAAUAAGGAGAAGCCAAGCCUAGUAAAGAAGGAUUUAGAAUCAGGCAGCCAGUCCCAGACACCAGGCAGUGCCACGAGCUCUGAGCCAGUCUCCCCUUUCCAAGAGAAGAUGAGCCCCUUCUUUACUCUGGACCUGAGCCCAACCGAAGAGAAGGCCUGCAAACCCCAUGCCUUUUCACCCAAGGUGGGGCGAAAGCCCAUCAAAUCUCCACCGCUGACUACAUCAGAACCCGUCUCCUUCACGCUGCCCAGCCACGUGUCAGAAGCGACUGGAGGAGUGCCCAUCGCAUCCAGAAACGCCUCUGCUUCCAGCUGGAGCAAAGGGAUUGGCAUCACUGAAAUCACAAACAGGUCCCCAACCCAGAUGUCCUUGCCCCUGAAAAACAGUGAAACAGGAGCAGGGGAAGGAACCCACCAAGAGCUACAGCAUGCCCAGCUAGUGGCUGCUGGCAAACCCGAGUUGCCAGAAGAAGGGGAGAGACCAAUGUCAAGCAGUCAGAAUAAGACUGUACCCACUGGACACACACAGCCAGGAGCAGUUGCCCUCGACUCCCCCCAGGAUCCUGUUCCCGUCAGUUCUGUGUCUCUUAUCCCUCCUCCUCCUCCGAAAAAUGCAGCGCGCAUGCUAGCCCUAGCGUUAGCCGAGUCCGCACAGCAAGCAUCUGCUCAGUCUCAGAAAAGGCCAGGAGAUGCUCAUUCUGAAAGCACAAAUUACGGAGAGACUGAAGCUGGCACAGCUCUAGAAAAGCUCCAUCUCUCUGCUGGUGCUCCAGACAAGCUCCACCUGUACACUGGUCUGCCCGAGAACCGACUUCACUUCCAGACUGGUGCACCAGUAGAGCAGGAUUUCCAAGGUAGCAGCACACCCGGGGAGCAGAACCACCCACCAGGUGCACCUGGAAACCGGGACCCCCCACCUCUCCACACUGGCAUGCCUGGGGACAUGCCCGAUAGCAGAGAUGCGGAGCAGGAGCAGUCCAGCUUCCAUCCCGGUAAAGCGGGGGACAAAGAUCACUUCCCCUCCCAUGCUGGAGACUGGGAGCACACACACCACCAUACUCCACCUGCACUGCCUGACUGGGAACCACCCACAACAGACUUGUCCGUAGAUAAGGCCCACCUCCGCGCAUGCGUGUCUGGGGACAAGCACCACAUUCCUAUCUGCACACCCGAUGACAAACUUCAGUCUCCUCCUGUCGUAACUGCCGGGGAGAAAAGCACCCCCCUGGCUUCAAUGCCGUAUUUAACCACCAUCCAGACAACAGCAGCUGAGCCUAACCGCGGGCCAGCAGGGCCAGCCACGACUCAGGCAGACGUCGCCGUUACAGCUGCGCAGCGCACGCUCGCAGCCGGCCAGCCAGCCCCCUCGCAGAGGCAGGACCACCAGUCAGCAAUGGGACAAGUGCCAGCGGCCUCCGCAAAAGCAUCGAGUAGUUCCAGUCAGGUUUGGGGUGCAACCGCACCUGAAAAGCCACCUGAGCCUGCUCCUGUUUUUGUCUCAGAAAGCAGUUCUACCACCCGCUGCUCCUCUUCUGUGCCCACGGGCCACCAGGGCCAUUUGGAAAAGCCUCGGGAGACUACGAGGGCUCCCCCGCUGCACCUGCGGUCCGAGUCUGUCCCUACUCACUCCUCCUAUGGCUUUACACCCCCCGUCCCACCUGUGAGAACGCUGGAGAGCAAAAUCGCUGCUGCCAUGCACUCCAACAACACGGACACCGUCAACAACUCCAAUUAUCACACCUUCCUGUCUUCCUCCAUGCUGGCUUCCUCCGUGGAGGAAGCCCUGCUGCCGCCACCACCGCCGCCCCCCCCCCCCAAGCACGCUUCCCUGCAGUCCGUGUACGUGCCGCAUCCCAAGCCAGAGAGCAUCCCCGAGCCCUCCGGGCCAGACGGCUACCUGCACCACAAGCUGGCUUCCAUCCAUCAGUACAGGCCCGAGAGCGUUCCUCCUCACAUCUCCUACCACAGCAAGCCCGACCAGCACCAAGCCUAUCCUCCUCGGUCAGAGACGCCCACUUCUGCGGGCACUCGCUACAACACCUACGCGACCCAGGGGAAGAGCACCUCGGCUCUCCACUCCAAGCCUCGCAGCCGGACAGAGUUCGUGUCCUCCGUGAGCCCAACGGGCCUGCGUAACACCAGCUACGCUGAGGACGCUCCACCCUACCCCACUAUCCGAAGGGUUCAGUCGCUGCACGUCCCCACCCCCGCUGCCUCUGCUAUCCGCUCCGUUCCCAUUUCACGGACCGAGGUACCUCCGGAUGACGAGCCGGUGUACUGCCCGCGGCCCCUCUAUCAGUACAAGCCAUACCAGCCCCACUCCGACUACCACGUAACUCAGCUGCAGCCUUACUUUGAGAACGGGCGGGUACAUUACCGGUACAGUCCUUAUUCCAGCUCUUCCGGAUCCUCUUACUACACCACCGCUGACGGGAGCCUUUACGACCUGGACCCCUACAGCACUGUGCGGGUCAGACCUUUCCACCCCCUCCCCGGCCGAGACUUUGCACCGUACGCCUCCCGGCUGCAAAGCAAGGGCCUGUACCGCUAUCCCAGCUUGUCUGCCUACCCCCGGGGUGGCCUCAUCAGCCACCUAGCAGGCAAAGAGCACAGCUUCAUCAGCAGAGACGUGCCUCCUGCGCCGGACAUCAAGCACACGUACAUGUCGUGGGACCUCGAGGACAUGGAGAAGUACCGCAUGCAGUCUAUUCGCCGGGAGAGCCGCACGCGCCAGAAAGUGAAAGGGCCCGUGAUGUCCCAGUACGAUAACGUGGCCCCGCUGCUGCAGGAGGAACUGGGAGGGCUGGAUGUGAUUCACUUGCGCAGCAAAUCAGAUCCCGGGAAAACUGGCCUCCUCACGGUGGCAGAGGGGAAGGAGGGGAGGUACCCGGCCAAAGCAGCUACGCCCGAGGGGGACGAACGUUACUACAUGCAGCACCCCGAGCCAGAGCUGGACAGAGCCCACUACCACGGCGCCUACGGGAACGGGCAGUCGGAGAAGCCGUCCCUUCCCCAGAAGCAGAGCAGCGUCCGGAAUAGGAAGCUGCACGAGCCGGGCUGCAACGCAAACGAACACAGGACGCACUUGCAGCAGGAAGCCAGCCACAGGCAGCCUUCCGAAUCCAAAAACGGGCCCCCUUAUCCCGACUACAGGCCCAAAGGUGGCCCGGAGCCCUCCGAGCCCCUCGGUUACCAGCACUCGGGCAGCAAGUACAUCCCGGCGAACCAGGAGACCCUGAGACUGAACCACAAGGAGGUGAGGUUGGCAGAGGACAGGCCGGAUUUGGAGAGGUCUCGAGCCAGGCCCACCACCACAUCCAUGGAGAAACACUCCAGAGACUGCUAUAAAGACGAGGAGCACGCCGCCUCUCCCAUGGCACCACCGCCCAAGCCCGAACGGAGCCACAGCCUCAGAAUGCAGCACCCCGAAACCAUGGAGAGGGACUCUGCCCUCCUCUACCCAUACCAAACCCUUGGGAAACGCCAAAGCACUAUGACUGUGGUGUCCCAGUAUGAUAAUUUGGAGGAUUACCAUACCAUGCCUCAGCACCAAAGAGGGGGCUAUGUUGGAGGAGGGGGGUUUGUGCCCCCCAGUUUCACCCACGUGCACAGUAGAACUUACGCCACGGCCCUCGGCCAGGGAGCCUUCCUCCCGACGGAGCUGUGUUUGCAGAGGCCUGAAACGGAGGUCCACGUCGAGUGAGCUGGUGCGGGGGGAAGGAGGGAUAGAGUCUAAGCAGCCUCUGCUGGACAGCGGACUGUUUUAUUUUUUCAGUGAUGGAAAAAAAAAAAAAAAACAAACCCAACCCUGCCCCGAUGAGCAAAGCAAACCCACCUUCAGCCCCACCCCUACCAGCCCACCACUCACUGUUUUUAUGUAGUAGAGAUAUAGCUUUUUCAUGUAGUUUUGAGACAACUGGAACGAUAGGGCAGGCUGUUUGGCACGCAGUUGUUGCCAGAGAGGCCGGGAAGAGCUGAAAGAGAUGCUGUUGGGGCAGGGGGCGGGAAGGAAGAGUUUUUCCUUCCCCAGAUUUGACAUUGGCAGUUACCACCGCUUCCUCGCCACACCUCCGUGGUCCUGCGCAUGACGGACUGUGCAUUCAGCUGUUCUCCCUGUGAGCCCCGUGUGUAGUAAGUUGCCCUUCCCACUGCUAGCUUCCAAGAAAGGGUCUCUGACAUCCCUCGGAAGAACCACUGUUCUGCCCCCUCUGAGGUUACGCAGCAAGAGCGGGCUAAAAGCUGGGCAGGGGGGAAAGACUUCCCAAGUAUUUUCUUCUUGAUGAAUGCCGAGGUCCUGCCUCUCCCUUGGAAAUUACUGCUUAGGCAUAGUGGAUCCACUUCAAUUGCUUUGAAGUGGGUGGGAGCCUGUUUUGACUUCAAGCCCGUGGAGCAGGCUCUGAAGCAAGUUCAAAAUACAACGCGCUUCUUAAAUUGCUUGCUUAACAAGCUGCUUCUGACUACAAGAAAUCAAAUUACUUUAAAUUUCUCUAUUAUAAAGCAGAGGCCAGCUAUGGAAGCCAAGUAGGGCAGGUUUGCAUUUCUCAUACCAAAAGCAGUAAAACGCAAAAAUACACCAAACCAUACACACACAGUUGGGAACAGCACACCCAUUUCAUGCCAAUACCUCUUUACUGCUAGGCUAUCUACAGUCCAGACGAUUCAAUACCACGUUGUGGCUGGCCAGACAGUAUCAUCUCUCUACAAAAAAAAUACUAUAAAAAUAAUUUAAAAAAAAUCAUCUCUAUAGCAUUAUGUCCAGCUUGUAAAUUGGAGCCCAACUUAUCGGCUGGGAAUAACUGUGUAAGUGCCGAGUUAUCUGCAUGACCAGCUGUUUGCCCUGGGCCAGAUCCUGCAGCUCUUAGAUCAGGGAAUGCUCCUAUUGACCUUAAACUGAAGGUCUACAGGACACGGCUUUCUGUAACCUUUAAGUUCUGUAUUGGCAAGGGGAUCCCUGUGAAGUUGUGGCACAUACAGAGUAGUUACGUGCCGUCUGUGCGCUGUGAAAUAGCAUUGCCUCCCGUAUCGCAAGCGUAGCUCCUACCAGUAGUCAGUUAGCAGUAGGGACAGAAGGCCAGUGCACUCUAUAAUACACUAAUAACAUUGUCCUAAGGUAUUUAAAAGCUUUCUGUAUUGUAAAAGAAGCCAGGCAGCAUCUCGCGUGCAGCCUCUCAGACUUCUUCCCAGGACGCGCUACAACCCCACCUUAUAAAUAAAGCACAUCCAUUUCGUCAGACGGGGCUUGCAAGCAAUACUUGAGAUUUAGGAGUUUUUAAAUGUUCGCUGAUAAAUUCCAAGGCCAUUCCUGUUCCGUGUGGUUGAAGAACUUCUCUACCUGUUUUAAAUCUCCAAUGUUUUAUUAAAAACCUGGAGGUCCUGCUGUUAGCACACAGCUGUGAAAGUUAAAGGGACCUUAGAUAGUUUUUUUGAACAAAAGUUUCAUGGCUAUUUUGGGGCUUUUAAGUCAUACGGAAAAUCUGCUUCUAGUAGCUAACUCGUCUUUAGCUGUUUGCUUCUUCUAAUCUUGUAGCCUUGUCUGGGGCUGUUUCAGUAACACUUCCUUAUGGUCCUCUUUUACUGUGCAACGCUGUUGUUUCAAGCAUUUUGUUUAGAAGAGUUGUUCUUACAUGUUACGGAAAUAAAUCUGGCAGUCAUAAAAAAAAGAGAGGAAAAAAAAGCAGCACUGUGAUCCAGGUUACCACAAUCUCCUUGUGAGUAAUUACCAGGUAGAGGGGUUGGUUUUUGGUGAGGGAAUGCUUUUUGUAAUGUUUUCUUUUAAGGAAAACUAACAAGAAAAGAAGUACAUAAAAGAAAGGGGCCAUUAGGUGAGCCACCCUGUCUACAUUGCUAGCUAACUCCCUAGGAAAGGCUGACCUGUCCAGAUUCCUCGGUGCAAGCUCGCCAAGGGAGUCCAGUUUAAGUAUGUGCUCUCCCGCUAGAGGCGUGUACUGCGUUAGGACUAGUACCAGUCCUCAACCGUUGUAGCACAGUCUCCCCACAGCUGCCAGUUACCUGCCAAGGUCUCCAGUUGAAGCAGGGACAACGCGUUUGGUUCAGGCUAUUUGGGAUUCAGGUAAUGAGAGCUGUAGGUCAAACCUCUCUCUCCAUGAAAGCCUUAACUCCCCACUCCUGCCCCCCGCAGCAACUCUCCUAACCUCCAUUUUGGCCUUACGUUAACCAGGACUAUCCUUCUACUACGAGGGGGCCGAACCCAGCCCCCACUAAUUGCGAACGCCUCUCUGGAUUUUCCUGCUCAAAGCCACUGUCUCCCUCUAGAGAUCAAGUGCCAUCCCUGGACAACUUCUGGUCCUUACAGUCUUGUGCUACUACUGCCUGAGCCUGGGCUCUUCAGCUCACUGCAUUGUACGAAGUGCCAGGUGCUAAGCGCCCUCUCGUCCCAUAGGAAACAAAAGCUUUCAGCACCUUUCAAAAAGAGCUUCUAGAAGUGCACACCCAUACACCCAGGUGGCUGCUACAAACAGCCUUCCUCUUGAGAACGAGAAGGUCUCCGUUACAAAAAGACACACAGCAGAAAACUUAAUACCCAGCGUCCUCCCAUCCCUCUGCACACAGCCACAUCA
Aquila chrysaetos chrysaetos is the source of this 9378-nucleotide messenger RNA. It is a transcript of the gene ARHGAP32, whose product is annotated as Rho GTPase activating protein 32. The record is from RefSeq and is a predicted model, not a curated record. Gene Ontology annotation, molecular function: phosphatidylinositol phosphate binding; protein binding; GTPase activator activity. Gene Ontology annotation, biological process: small GTPase-mediated signal transduction. NCBI's taxonomy places the organism in Eukaryota, Metazoa, Chordata, Aves, Accipitriformes, Accipitridae. Gene Ontology annotation, cellular component: actin cytoskeleton; cell cortex; Golgi apparatus.